AUGGGGAAACCAUUCAUGGGCUUCCGGGGCAAUGGCCUCCUCAGAGCCGCAGUCUGGCUCGUUGUCUUCCCGACAUUUACUUGCUACGGUUAUAAUAUGAGUGUGGCUGGUGGUCUUUUGACCCUGGACGCGUUCAAUCGCCAAUUCCCACAGAUGGACACAAUCAACACCACGGGCGCUACUCAAAAGGAAAAUUCGACUAUUCAAGGCACGGUUAUUGCACUCUACACUGUCGGCGGUAUCUUCGGCGCGCUUUCUUGCGUUUAUCUGGGUGAUCUUCUUGGACGACGAAAGGUCAUCUUCUUCACUAAUUUUAUCACCAUCAUCGGCGCGGUUCUUAUGGCAUCCGCCUUCCAAUUCGCUCAUUUCAUCGUUGCCCGACUCAUCCUCGGCCUGGGCAUCGGUGGCUAUGUUGCCACCGUCCCUGUCUGGCAAUCUGAAAUUUCCCCUGCGCACAAACGAGGCUCGAAUGUCGUGACAGAUGGUAUCUUCGUUGGUGCCGGUGUCACGCUUGCCCUGUGGAUCGACUUUGGCCUUUUCUUCGUUGAGGACAGCUCUGUUUCGUGGCGUUUCCCUUUUGCCUUCCAGAUCGUUCUAUCUCUUAUGGCUAUGAUCAGCAUCGUCUUCCUCCCUGAAUCUCCUCGUUGGCUCAUUAAGGUUGGCCGCCGUGACGAAGCCCGCGUGGUUCUUGCAGCCCUAAUGGAUGUCGAUGAAGAUGCUCCCGCUGUCGAAGAUAGCAUCGUUUCUAUUGAGACAGCCCUCCUUGUCUGCGGCUCCUCUUCUUGGAAGGAUAUGUUUACAAAUGGCAAGCAGCGUCUUUUCCACCGCACCUAUCUCGCUGCGACCGGUCAAAUGUUCCAGCAGAUGUGCGGUGUUAAUCUGAUCACCUACUACGCCACAACUAUUUUCCAACAAUACCUCAGCAUGGACCCCGUCCGCGCUCGCAUCCUCGCUGCCGCUAUGGGUCUUAUGCAACCCUUUGGUGGUUACCUUGCCUACUUUACCAUCGAUCGCCUUGGCCGCCGACCACUGAUGCUCUACAGUGCUGGUGCCAUGUCCGUCUGCAUGGCUCUUCUGGCUGGUUGCACCUCGGACGGUGCAAAGAAUAACACCGGCGCCCUCGUUGUGGCCGUCAUUGCUCUAUAUUGCUUCCAGUUUAUCUUCACUGUCGGUUACUCCGGUUUGACCUUCCUCUAUGCCGCCGAGAUGGCACCUCUUCAGAUCCGUGCGACCGUCAGUGCUGUGGCGACUGCAACCGUCUGGGUCUUCAACUUCCUGCUGGCAGAAAUUACCCCGGUCGGUUUCGCUACGAUCGGAAGCCGUUACUAUAUCGUGUUUGCCGUUGUCAACGCGGCCAUUACCAAGGGUCGCUCGCUCGAGGAGAUCGACGAGAUCUUCGCGCAGUCAAAUAGCAUCUUUGACCCCCCGCGUGUCGCACGUCGCAUGCUUAGAAUGCAGACCACUGAGGCUGCUGGUUCUGAGAGCGGCGAGAAUACAGGCUCUAAUGACGAUGAGAUCAAGCACGACCUCAAGGCAUAA
Messenger RNA from Penicillium waksmanii, 1539 nucleotides. Its product is annotated as sugar porter family MFS transporter. The record is from RefSeq and is a predicted model, not a curated record. The transcript is spliced from 3 exons. Bases 1 to 1539 code for a protein of 512 amino acids. Gene Ontology annotation, biological process: transmembrane transport; carbohydrate transport. Gene Ontology annotation, molecular function: carbohydrate:proton symporter activity. Gene Ontology annotation, cellular component: membrane. NCBI's taxonomy places the organism in Eukaryota, Fungi, Ascomycota, Eurotiomycetes, Eurotiales, Aspergillaceae.